CGCACAUUGCGCGAUGAUGUCACGUCGCCGGUCGUUUACUAGCGCUUCACUGAAGACGAGAUUUGUGUUCUGUCCGGGAAAGCGUUGCUGCCGGCUUUUGGAGCAGGAUCUGCAUCCGGUUAGGAGUCCAGUUCAGGUGCUGGUUCAGAAGCUGGUUGUUUUAAAAUGAAGACAUCAAUAGCAGCCACUGAAUAAAGUGUGUAUUGCAUUUUCGACCCGCUUUUUUUGCCUUCAUCAUGAGCAGAAUGGAAUUGUCACGGACACACAGCAACUCCUGUAUUUUACAAAAGAGAUGUUUGAAUAAACUAUUGUUAAGCCUGGUCUUUGGCUUGUGCCUAACUGUCUUAGUGAACUCUGAUGAAGACUAUUACAAAUUACUAGGAGUUUCCAAAGAUGCAAGCAACAGAGAAAUAAGACAGGCCUUCAAAAAGCUUGCUCUCACGAUGCAUCCUGAUAAAAAUCCGAAUAAUCAGGAUGCUCACGACAAGUUCUUGAAGAUAAACCGAGCCUACGAAGUGUUGAAAGAUGAAGACUUGAGAAAGAAAUAUGACAAAUAUGGUGAGAAAGGUCUUCAAGAUAACCAGGAAGCUGGUAGAUAUGAAAGCUGGAACUUUUACCGAUAUGAUUUUGGCAUUUACGAUGAUGACAUUGAGAUCAUCACUUUGGACAGGGCAGACUUUGAUGCUGCUGUUAACUCUGGAGAGCUUUGGUUUGUCAACUUCUAUUUUCCCCGCUGCUCACACUGCCAUGAUCUGGCCCCAACGUGGAGAGAAUUUGCUAAGGAAAUGGAUGGCUUAAUCCGCAUUGGGGCUGUAAACUGUGGUGACAAUAGAAUGCUGUGUCGAUCAAAAGGAAUCUCCAGUUAUCCCAGUCUGUACAUAUUUAAACUGGGAAAAAAUCCAGAGAAAUACAAUGGAGAUCGAUCAAAGAAGAGCCUUAUCAGCUUUGCUAUGCAGUUUGUCACAACCCAGGCAACAGAACUAUGGACUGGUAACUUUGUGAAAGCUGUGGAGACUGCAUUUUCAUCAGGCACCGGAUGGCUAAUCACAUUUUGUGCCAGCACAGGAGACUGCCUUUCUUCAGAAACCCGACAUAAAUUAGCAGGAAUGUUGGAUGGUCUGGCUCAUGUUGGCUGGAUUGACUGUACUUCUCAAGGGCAGCUUUGUGAAAGUUUUGAUGUUACUACUAGCAUGACAGCAUAUUUCCCACCUGGAGCAUCUCUUCAAAUAAAAGGCGGAGGUUUGUUUUUUAGCAGCCUUGAUGCAAAGGAGAUCUACAGUGGAGUAUUGGAGCAUUUACCCGGUUUAGAGGCUCUUACUAAAAACAAUUUUAAGGAUAAAUUAUCUCAUCAUCGCUGGCUUGUACACUUUACGUUUGGAGAAAAAGAGGAAGGUACAAAUGAAUACAAGAAGCUGAAAAUGCUUCUUAAAGAUGAGCAAAUUCAGGUUGGGCACGUCAACUGCAAGGAGGAGUUAGAUGUGUGUAAUUCUCUGUACAUCCACAAGCCAAGCAUAGCUGUUUUCAAAGGAACUGGUGUGAACAAUUUUGAAAUCCACCAUGGAAGGAACAUUUUAUUCAACAUCGUUGCCUUUGCUAAAGAUAGCAUCAAUGCCCAUGUGAUCACACUCGGACCUCAGAAUUUUCCCAACAACGAGAAGAAACCCUGGCUGGUGGAUUUCUUUGCACCAUGGUGCCCCCCUUGCCGUGCUCUACUUCCAGAAUUAAGAAAAGCCUCUAAACAGCUGUAUGGCCAGUUGAAUUUUGGCACUAUUGAUUGCACCAUCCAUGAGGGCCUUUGCAAUAUGUAUCGGAUCCAAGCAUAUCCCACUACGGUUAUAUUCAACCAGUCCAGCAUUCAUGAAUAUGAUGGUCACCAUUCUGCUGAAGGAAUUUUGGAGUUUAUUGAGGAUCUGGUGAACCCCUCCGUUGUGGCUCUUACCCCUGAAACGUUUGAGGCGCUGCUUUCAAAGAAGAAGGAUGACAACUGGGUAGUAGAUUUCUACGCUCCGUGGUGUGGCCCAUGUCAAGCUCUAAUGCCAGAGUGGAAGAGAAUGGCUCGGAUGCUCAGUGGCGUUAUCAGUGUUGGAAGUGUGGAUUGUCAGAAGUACAACACUUUAUGUCAUGAGGCAGGUGUCAAAGCAUACCCCGAAAUCCGCUUUUAUCCACAAAAUUCCAAAGAAUACCAGGUUUAUAAUGGGUGGCACCGGGAUGCUUUCUCUCUUCGAGGCUGGUCCUUGGGGUCUCUUCCACGUGCUUCAGUAGACUUAACACCUGAAGACUUCAAUAAAAAAGUUUUGAAUGGAAAAGAACACUGGGUGGUGGACUUCUAUGCUCCUUGGUGUGGACCCUGCCAGCAUUUUGCCCCAGAGUUUGAGCUCCUCGCCAAGUCUGUUAAGCAAACCAUUAAAGCUGGUAAAGUGGACUGUCAAGCUUACCCUCAUGUGUGCCAGAGUGCUGGAGUGCGAGCGUACCCUAGUGUCCGCUUCUUCCCUUACAUUGAAGGAAGGCAGAAACAUCCUGAGGGAGAGCACAUUAACAGCAGGGAAUCCAAAGCAAUUGCAGAUCUUCUGAAUCAGAGGCUACAGCAGAUAAAUCCCCACGUACAGGACAAGUCACAUGUCAAGUUCAUGGAUGAACUUUAAUGAAGGAUAAGAGGAAGAAAGGUAUUUUGGGUGGCUGCCACUUCUUUGCCCAAAAAAAACUAAAAUAGACUUACAGAAGGCACGCCAUGUUAAAAUAAAAAAUAACGAGGUAAAAAACAAGAAAACUGACAACAGUCUGCUCUCCUGUGCUCUUGAAGUGGAGGGACUGCACUGAAGUGCAUUGCAAGGCUUUCAUGGACAUUGAGAUUUGACUUCCCUCUUGAGGCAUUUUGGUGGUUUGUAGAGUUUUGUCAUCACAGACGUGGUCUUUGGGCAAUUUGCUGAAAAACUUAAAACCGACAAAUGGGGCGCUGGAAACAGAAGACCUUGGGGAUUUGGUCAGACGUUCCGGUCGUUUUUCAGGUUCUCUGGAGUGUUGCACUUCACUUCUCUGAAAGCCUUCACUGACAUUUAGUCGUAUUGAUUCUGUUU
Messenger RNA from Erpetoichthys calabaricus (reedfish), 3074 nucleotides. It is a transcript of the gene dnajc10, whose product is annotated as DnaJ (Hsp40) homolog, subfamily C, member 10. Lineage: Eukaryota; Metazoa; Chordata; Cladistia; Polypteriformes; Polypteridae. The record is from RefSeq and is a predicted model, not a curated record. The transcript has 23 exons. The coding region runs from base 237 to 2642 and encodes 801 amino acids.